UGCUAAUAUGGUUGUGAAUAGAUGCUUUGACCGCAACAAAAUGUAUGGAGUAGGAGGUUCUUACGAAUAGGUUAUAUAUUUAAAGUAUUUAUCAUUCUAAUAAAUGUCGAUUCAUCAUAAUUAAUUGCAAACAGUGGUUAGUACUGUGAAAGACGUAGUUACAACAUGCGACAAUGAAGAAAUUCAACGAAUUAUUCACAGUCUGUUUCUUAUUACACUAUUUAUAUAGUGUUUGUACGACUCAUUUGCUCAUAAAUGUUAAAAAUCAGGGUGGUGAUAUCCUAUUAGAAACAAUUUCUUCUAAUGUUACUGAAGAUGUUAUUACCUUAGAAUUUCAGUGUUCAGAUGGUACUUUAGUGACACAACUCAUUGACUUCAAAAAUGAAGUACAAAUAAUAAAAGCCUUGGUUCUUGGUGAAGAAGAACGUGGUCAGAAUCAAUAUCAAGUUUUAUGCUUUGUCAAUCAUUUUUUCAAAGUGGAUUUUAUAUCGUCUGACGCAAUGUCUAAAUUAAGGCAAAAAAAUCCAGGCACUGUACGGGUUGCAGAAGAAGAUAAAGGUCAUGUGAACUAUACCAUGGAUUUAUUCCUAGAUGUAUCUGAAUCCAAAGAUAUUUCUAAACACAUUGCUACUCUUUGUGGAGAAGCAGCCGGAUCUGCUUAUACCAGAAAUGAAGAUAUAAAGCAAUGGAUUCAAAGGCCUGGCUCAUCUGAACUAUCGCUCAUGGCAGCUGUGUACAACUUCAGCACAAAUUCUCUAACGCAACAAGGUACAAAUGAUUCAAGAUCAUUAUUUGUAACACGAUGUGCAGAUACAUCAAAUAUGUGGGCACCUUGUACAUGUUCAUUAGAAUUAUGUAUUGGUUGGUAUCCGUGUGGUUUAAAAUUUUGCAAAGGCAAAGGUGAUGGCAAAAAAGCAGCCACUCCAUAUAAAUGUGGUAUUAAAACUUGUAAAAAAUGUUUUAUAUUCUCAUACUAUUCUAAAAUGAAGCAAAAUUGUUUAUGGGAUGAAUGACACAUAAGAACGUUGUAGAUAUAUAGGUUUUAAUUUAUGAAAGAGGGUAACGUUAUUCAGAUAAUCAAGAAGUAUAAUUAUCUCUUAUAUAUUAAUUUAUCAUUUCUACAUUAACAAAAAUCAUGUACCUAGAAUGUAAUCUCAAAUUGUUUAAUUUCUUUUUUAAGAUUGCAUUUAUAUUGAGAAUCGUAAAUGUUUAAAGAAGUAAACACUCUUAUGUCCCUUUAACAAGUCAUCAUUGAUCUCAUCAAAUUUCUAAUCUCAUUUUGUGUAUACAUAUCAGUUAUUAAUUAUGCUCGCUUUUAUCAGGGUAUAUUGACUUGCCUAUUAUAAUAAUAUUUUGGAACAAGUUCAUUUCAAACAAUCUUUGAAACCAGUCGUUUUCAAUUUUAUGUCAAUAUGUUAAAUGUAUAAUUCCUAUAUUCUCUUUCACAGUAUCUAUUCGAGAAAGUAAACUAGAAUGGAUAAGAUAAUUUAGACUCAAUCUUCAUAAAAUUUUUAGAUUUGUCCUGUUCAUUAAUCGACUUUCUAAUACCGUACAAUGUCACUUGUAAACCCUCUCACUAGCAAUAAGACAAAUGAAAAACAUGAUUUAAAAUUGAAUCAAAAACACAAAAUAUCAUCUUCACGACUUGACAUUAAUUACAUGCUUUCUAAAUACCAGUGUUUUUUUUACAAAAUACAUGAUCGGUAUUCGGGGGUUCCAUAAUGAAGAGAACAGGAUGAAAGAAAGUUCUCGGUACAUGUAAUAGGGCGUCGAACUGUUUUAGAUAAAUUCUUACUUUUAUAGACUGUACUGAAUGGAUGCAUUUGUAACAGUGAUAUUUGUACUUUACUAGAAUAACUUUGUAGGAAAAACAAGAGAAGAA
Frieseomelitta varia is the source of this 1882-nucleotide messenger RNA. RefSeq names its product out at first protein (gene oaf). Lineage: Eukaryota; Metazoa; Arthropoda; Insecta; Hymenoptera; Apidae. The coding region runs from base 174 to 1013 and encodes 279 amino acids. The record is from RefSeq and is a predicted model, not a curated record. The transcript has 4 exons.